AUGGCUGUUGCGGGGACCAGCGUGGCCCUCCCGCAGUUUCUAAAGAAUAUAGAACUGAUAAAACAGGGUGCAGAAGCUCGUGUAUAUCAGGGGUCGUUUUUGGGCAAGCCAACCAUUGUAAAAGAAAGGUUUCCGAAAUUGUAUAGACACCCGUUGUUGGAUGAAAAACUCACACAUCGCAGAACCGUGCAAGAGGUGCGCUCAAUACUUCGCUGUCGAAAAGCUGGUGAGUAGCGUUAACCCUAGAUAUAGCUGAGGAAAGCUCAUCUCCGUACUCUUAUAUCAAUGCGGAGUUGAGUAUUGAUAACUGGUCGCGCGAAAUUCAUACUUUUAAUAAAAACGUAUCAUAUACAUUUGUGUUACUCAACUGGAGGCGUAGCGGCCUAGAGGUACGCUUCAUGUCCACCAGAUGCAUUGCUUUCCGUCGGAAGUCAUUCUUUGGCAAUGGAGCAGUCCGCAACGCUACGAUGGGGGUGCUGCGGUGCGUUCUGUGUACCGCAUGCAUUCAAUAUUUUCAACUCGUGCGUUGCUUUACCUUGCGGUGGUACAAACGAAAGUACACAUACAGACUUCAACUUGCUAGCUUUUAGCCAAUGAUUUUUUAAAUAACUAACCCAAGAUAGACCUAGACCAGAGGCUGUGGUUUCAAAUUGGAGUAAGUUAAUCAUAAUGGGCAGAACCAAGCACGUGUUAGUGAGAUCCUAUUGGCGCAUUCUAGCAUUCAGUUGCAUAUUUCCGUUAUGGAAUGUCUGAAGUGCGUGUGCAGUAACUCAAUUCGACCUUGCACUCCUAAACAAUGCCAUUUCUUAACUUUUGCAAAUGGUAAAGUAUUGGAGAUCGUAGUUUUGGAAACAGAAAAAUGUAUGGACAUCAAAUGUUUCAUCAAUGACGAAAUUAGCAGAAUGUCAACCAAAGUCCAUCUUCCACUGCCUUACCACUGGGCGCUUCACAUUUAGCCUAUACAGUGCAUUCGGAAAGUACCCCUUCCCUUUUUCCACAUUUUGUUACAUUACAGCCUUAUUCUAAAAUUGAUUAAAUUACAUGUUUUCCUCAUCAAUCUACACACAAUACCUCAUAAUGACAAAGCGAAAACAGGUUUUCAGACAUUUUUUGCAAAUGUAUUAAAAAUAAAAAACAAAAACCUUAUUUACAUAAGUAUUCAGACCCUUUGCUAUGAGACUCGAAAUUGAGCUCAGCUGCAUCCUCUUUCCAUUGAUCAUCCUUGAGAUGUUUCUACAACUUGGAGUCCACCUGUGGGACAUUCAAUUGAUUGGACAUGAUUUCGAAAGGCACACACCUGUCUAUAUAAGGUCCAACAGUUGUCAGAGCAAAAACCAAGCCAGGUCGAAGGGAAUUGUCCGUAAAGCGCCGAGAACGGAUUGUGGCGAGGCACAGAUCUGGAGAAGGGUACCAAAACAUUUCUGCAGCAUUGAAGGUCCCCAAGAACACUGGCCUCCAUCAUUCUUAAAUGGAAGAAGUUUGGAACCACCAAGACUCUUCUUAGAGCUGGCCACCCGGCCAAACUGAGCAAUCAUGGGAGAAGGGCCUUGGCCAGGGAGGUGACCAAGAACCUGAUGGUCACUCUGACAGAGCUCCAGAGUUCUUCUUUGGAGAUGGGAGAACCUUCCAGGAGGACAACCAUCUCUGCAACACUCCACCAAUCAGGGCUUUAUGGUACAGUGGCCAGACGGAAGCCACUCUUCAGUAAAAGGCACAUGACAGCCCGCUUGGAGUUUGCCAAAAUGCACCUAAAGGACUCUCAGACCAUGAGAAACAAGAUUCUCUGGUCUGAUGAAACCAAGAUUGACCUCUUUGGCCUGAUUGCCAAGCGUCACGUCUGGAGGAAACCUGGCACCAUUCCUACGGUGAAGCAUGGUGGUGGCAGCAUCAUGCUGUGGGGAUGUUUUUCAGCGGCAGAGACUGGGAGACUAGUCAGGAUCGAGGGAAGAUGAGCGGCACAAACUACAGAGAGAUCCUUGAUGAAAACCUGCUCCAGAGCGCUCAGGACCUCAGACUGGGGCUAAGGUUCACCUUCCAACAGGACAACGAUUCUAAGCACACAGCCAAGACAGCGCAGGAGUGGCUUCGGGACAAGUCUCUGAAUGUCCUUGAGUGGCCAAGCCUGAGCCCAGACUUGAACUUGAUCAACCAUCUCCAGAGAGCCCUGAAAAUAGCUGUGCAGCGACACUCCCCAUCCAACCUUGACAGAGCUUGAGAGGAUCUGCAGAGAAGAAUGGGAGAAACUCCCCAAAUACAGGUGUGCCAAGCUUGUGACGUCAUACCCAAGAAGACUUAAGGCCUUAAUCGCUGCCGAAGGUGCUUCAACAUAGUACUGAGUAAAGGGUCUGAAUACUUAUGUAAAUGUGAUACUUCUGUUUUUUUCUCCCCAAUUUUGAUCUUGUCUCAUCGCUAAAACUCCCCAACGGGCUUCGGAGAGGCGAAGGUCGAGUCAUGCAUCCUCGCUAAAACAUGACACGCUAAAACCGCGCUUCUUAACACCCGCCUGCUUAACCCGGCAGCACCAAUGUAUCAGAGGAAACACAGUUCAACUGAUGACCGAAGUCAGCCUGCAGGCGCCCAGCCCGCUACAAGGAGUCGCUAGAGCGCAAUGAGCCAAGUAAAGCCCCCCGACCGAACCCUCCCCUAACCCAGACGACCCUGGGCCAAACCCUCCCCUAACCCGGACGACGUUGGGCCAAUUAUGCGGCACCCUAUGGUACUCCCGAUCACGGCCGGUUGUGACACAGCCUGGGAUCGAACCCGGGUCUGUAGUGACGCCUCAAGCACUGCGAUGCAGUGCCUUAGACCGCUGCGCCACUCGGGAGGCCCCUUUUUAAAAAAUUUAAUAUUUUUUAUAAAUUAGCAAAUAUGUCACCCUGAUUUUUGCUUUGUCACUAUGGGGUGUUGUGUGUAGAUGAGGAUAUGUAAAAAUAUAAAUUAAACUUUUACAAUAAGGCUGUAACGUAACAAAAUCUGGAAAAAGUGAAGGGGUCUGAAUACUUUCCAAAUGCACUGUACAUCUGGUGAAAUAUCUGGCUCAUUGUUCUAUGUUUUAGCUAGUUGAAAAGUGAAGCACAUAUACGGAUAAGGCGGGCUAGACAUCCAGCAAAACCAGUGGUGGAAAAAGUACCCAAUUGUCAUACUUGAGUGAAAGUAAAGAUACUUUAAUAGAAAAUGACUCAAGUGAAAGUCACCCAAUAAAAUACUACUUGAGUACAAGUCUAAAAGUAUUUGGUUUUAAAUGUACUUAAGUAUCAAAAGUAAAUGUAAAUGCUCAAAUAUACUUAAGUAUCAAAAUAAAUCAUUUAAAAUUCCUUUAUAUUAAGCAAACCAGACAGAACCUUAUUUUUUUCGGAUAGCCAGGGACACACUCCAACACUCAGACAUAAUUUACAAAUGAAGCAUGUGUGUUUAGUGAGUCCGCCUGAUCAGGCAGUAGGGAUGACCAGGGAUGUUCUCUUGAUAAGUGCUUGAAUUGCACCAUUUUCCUGUCCUACUAAGCAUUCAAAAUGGAACAAGUACUUUUGGGUGUCACGGAAAAUGUAUGGAGUAAAAAUAACAAUUUUCUUUAGGAAUGUAGUGGAGUUAAAAGUAAAAGUUGUCAAAAAUAUAAAUAGUACAGAUACCCCCCAAAAACAGCUUAAGCAGUACUUUCAAGUAUUUUUACUUAAGUACUUUAAACCACUGGGCAAAACAAAACGCAUAUGCAUCUGGUGGACAUCGGGCAAUAAGCCAAGAUUCAAUUGGCACAAGCACAUUCACACUGAGUUGAGCAACACAAAUGAGGAAAACGUUGGUUGUGGUAUUGGAUAACGUUUUAUUUAAAGUAUGAAUUUCACCACCCAGCAGAAGGACCGCAGUUGUACAGGACAAACGUAGGUACAGGUAAGCGUUUUCAGGAUUUUAAUUUUUUUGCUAGCAAAUCGCGUGCCCAUUUAUCAAUACUCAACUCCACCUCAUUUUCGAACGCAUUUUAAAGCUGCAAUAUGUAACCUUUUGUGAGACCUGACCAAAUUCACAUAGAAAUGUGUGUUAUAUCUGUCAUUCUCAUUGAAAGCAAGUCUAAGAAGCAGUAGAUCAGUUCUAUGUGUGCUAUUUCAAUGCUUUCCAUUCUUACGUUUAAUUUGCUUCUUUUUUGUUUGGUUUUGUACACCAGAUAAACAUACAAUAAUUUAGGUUAUGGAAAAUAUAUUUCACAGCGGUUUAAAUGGUACAAUGAUCCUCUACACUAGACUUGUUUGUUUUGUCACAAACUGAAAUUAGGCUAACUAUUAGAAUUUGAGUAACCAGGAAAUGGCAGAGCGAUUUUUGCAUAGUGCGUAUUUAAAACACAGAAGCCAAAUGGGGAAACUAUGGAUACAUCUUCCUGCUCGAACAUUAUCAUAAUUCAUAUGUGCUCCACUAGAAAUCCCUGCAUUAGCAUGUUUCUGUUAGCUGAUACAUCUUGACCAAAUACACCAUAUUACUGGCCUGCUAAAGUGCCUGGACCUUGUAGGCUAAACUGCAGAGGAUAGACCCAUAACUGAUCCAAAUGCUUUGUAGACUUGUUUACAUGAAUAUGCUUCUUAAUAAAACCUAUUUGAAACAAGCCAUUACACUUCGUUAUUAUCAUUUUUAUAUUGACAACAUUAAUGGAGUCAAAAUAAAGAUAUGCCUUCCUUGUAUGUUGGCCUUUCUGCAUAUAUACAGUGGGGAGAACAAGUAUUUGAUACACUGCCGAUUUUGCAGGUUUUCCUACUUACAAAGCAUGUAGAGGUCUGUAAUUUGUAUCAUAGGUACACUUGAACUGUGAGAGCCGGAAUCUAAAACAAAAAUCCAGAAAAUCACAUUGUAUGAUUUCUAAGUAAUUAAUUUGCAUUUUAUUGCAUGACAUAAGUAUUUGAUCACCUACCAACCAGUAAGAAUUCCGGCUCUCACAGACCUGUACGUUUUUCUUUAAGAAGUCCUCCUGUUCUCCACUCAUUACCUGUAUUAACUGCACCUGUUUGAACUCGUUACCUGUAUAAAAGACACCUGUCCACACACUCAAUCAAACAGACUCCAACCUCUCCACAAUGGCCAAGACCAGAGAGCUGUGUAAGGACAUCAGGGAUAAAAUUGUAGACUUGCACAAGGCUGGGAUGGGCUACAGGACAAUAGGCAAGCAGCUUGGUGAGAAGGCAACAACUGUUGGCGCAAUUAUUAGAAAAUUGAAGAAGUUCAAGAUGACGGUCAAUCACUCUCGGUCUGGGGCUCCAUGCAAGAUCUCACCUCGUGGGGCAUCAAUGAUCAUGAGGAAGGUGAGGGAUCAGCCCAGAACUACACGGCAGGACCUGGUCAAUGACCUGAAAAGAGCUGGGACUACAGUCUCAAAGAAAACCAUUAGUAACACACUACGCCGUCAUGGAUUAAAAUCCUGUAACGCACGCAAGGUCCCCCUGCUCAUGCCAGCGCAUGUCCAGGCCCGUCUGAAGUUUGCCAAUGACCAUCUGGACGAUCCAGAGGAGGAAUGGGAGAAAGUCAUGUGGUCUGAUGAGACAAAAAUAGAGCUUUUUGGUCUAAACUCCACUCGCCUUGUUUGGAGGAAGAAGAAGGAUGAGAACAACCCCAAGAACACCAUCCCAACCGUGAAGCAUGGAGGUGGAAACAUAAUUCUUUGGGGAUGCUUUUCUGCAAAGGGGACAGGACGACUGCACCGUAUUGAGGGGGGGAUGGAUGGGGCCAUGUAACGCGAGAUCUUGGCCAACAACCUCCUUCCCUCAGUAAGAGCAUUGAAGAUGGGUCAUGGCUGGGUCAUCCAGCAUGACAACGACCCGAAACACACAGCCAGGGCAACUAAGGAGUGGCUCCGUAAGAAGCAUCUCAAGGUCCUGGAGUGGCCUAGCCAGUCUCCAGACCUGAACCCAAUAGAAAAUCUUUGGAGGGAGCUGAAAGUCCGUAUUGCCCAGCGACAGCCCCGAAACCUGAAGGAUCUGGAGAAGGUCUAUAUGGAGGAGUGGGCCGAAAUCCCUGCUGCAGUGUGUGCAAACCUGGUCAAGACCUACAGGAAACGUAUGAUCUCUGUAAUUGCAAACAAAGGUUUCUGUACCAAAUAUUAAGUUCUGCUUUUCUGAUGUAUCAAAUACUUAUGUCAUGCAAUAAAAUGCAAAUUAAUUACUUAAAAAUCAUACAAUGUGAUUUUUUGGAUUUUUGUUUUAGAUUCCGUCUCUCACAGUUCAAGUGUACCUAUGAUAAAACAUUACAGACCUCAACAUGCUUUGUAAGUAGGGAAACCUGCAAAAUCGUCAGUGUAUCAAAUACUUGUUUUCCCCACUGUAGCCUACUGUUAAGGACCUUAUCUGUUCAGAGGUACAGGAAACUGUCUCUGGCAGCCAAAACUGACAAAUACUCCAUUAAACCUGAAUUGAUUCUCAAUUGUGAUACGGUUCUAGAAACAUAAAACCCUCUACUUUCAUAUCACAUCAAAAUCAUUUUUAAAAUGCUAAACAUAUGCUUACUAUAGUGUACACUGUUUUAACACAGUUGCAGCUGACCGUAUUUCUCAGUUACAACACUUUUCUGGCAUCUUUCCUUUACACAUAGAUGUUCGGAGAAGCUAAUGUUAGAUAGCUAAUUAAACGUUAGAUAACGUAGCUAAUUAGAACAGGUAAUCUCCUUUCUCUUGGCCUUGUGGGGGUCGUGUUAAAAGGAUGUAGUAAUUUUACCUUUUUGGUUUUAUGACAAUUAUUUCUCGAUUUAUAUGAAAGUAAAGUUUCAAAGGUUUCCAAAACCAUAUCGCAAGUGAGAAUUAUGAACGUGUAGACAGAGCGUCGGACUGUUGUACGCAGUCCUGCGCCGUCGUCAGUGCUUCAACUGAGAACCAGAGGGAGCCGUCUUUUGUGAACAAGAGGUAGUGAGUGACUACAGGGGUUCUAUGCAAUAAUCUUCAAUCUUAAAAUAAAUGUAUGUUGCAGAGCUGCAUCGCACUGCAGAGGUACUGUGGUGUCCAGAACUGGACAGCUGUCAAAUUUUUCCAAUACAGGAUGUUGAUGAUUGCUAGGCCUAUACUGUUUUAGCGCAGAUCAUACGCUAAAUAUACAAAAGUAUGUGGACAACCCUUCAAAUUAGUGGAUUCGGCUAUUUCAGCCACACCCGUUUGCGACAGGUCUAUAAAAUCGAGCACACAGCCAUGAAAUCUCCAUAGACAAACAUUGGCAGUAGAAUGGCUUUACUGAAGAACUCAGUGACUUUCAACGUGGCACCGUCAUAGGAUGCCACCUUUCCAACAAGUCAGUUUGUCACAUUUCUGCCCUGCUAGAGCUGCCCCGGUCAACUGUAAGUGCUGUUAUUGUGAAGUGGAAACGUCUAGGAGCAACAACGGCUCAGCCGUGAAGUGGUAGGCCACACAAGCUCACAGAACGGGACCACCGAGUACUGAAGCGCACAGAGCAUAAAAAUCGUCUGUCCUCUGUUGUAACACCCACUACCGAGUACCAACCUGCCUCUGGAAAGAAGGUCAGUGCAUGAACUGUUCAUCGGGAGCUUAAUGAAAUGGGUUUCCAUGGUGAGCAGCCACACAAGCCUAAGAUCACCAUGUGCAAUGCCAAGCGUUGGCUGGCGUGGUGUAAAGCUCACUGCCAUUUUUUCAUGGUUCGGGCUAGGCCCCUUAGUUCCAGUGAAGGGGAAUCUUAACUCUACAGCAUACAAUGACAUACUAGACGAUUCUGUGCUUCCAACUUUGUGGCAACAGUUUGGGGAAGGCCCUUUCCUGUUUUAGCAUGACAUUUCCCCCGUGCACAAACUGAAGUCCAUACAGAACAGGUUUGUCAAUAUCUGGUGUGGAAGAACUUGACUGGCCUGCACAGAGCCCUGGCCUCAACCCCAUCAAACACCUUUGGGAUGAAUUGGAACGCCGACUGCGAUCCAGGGCUAAUCGCCCAACAUUAGUGCCCGACCUCACUAAUGCUCUUGUGGCUGAAUGGAAGCAAGUCCCUGCAGCAAUGUUCCAACAUCUAGUGGUAAGCCUUCCCAGAAGAGUGGCGGCUGUUUUAGCAGCAAAGGGGGCACCAACUCCAUAUUUAGGCCCAUGAUUUUGGAAUGAGAUGUUGGUCGAGCAUACUUUUGGCCAUGUAGUGUACACAUAUUAGAUAAGAUACAGGCCUGUCUAACCCUGAUCUGCAUUAGUGUCUAAUUAUACCAACCCAGAGAAGAUGAAUAGAAGAGAGAUAUAGAUAGAGAAGGCAAAGGAAGAGAAGAGAUAGGAGGAGAAUCGAGGAGAUAAGAGAGAGAGCGAGAUAAGAUAGAUGCGAAGAUAUAUUAUAUCUAUAGACUAGAUAUUCUCUCUAUCUCUCCUUCGUCAUCUCUCUCUCUCUUCUCGUCUCUCUCUCUCUCUCUUCUCUCUCCUCGCUCUGUCUCUCUCUCUCUCUCUCUCUCUCUCUCUCUCUGUCUCUCUCUCUCUCUCUCUCUCUCUGUCUCUCUCUGUCUCUCUCUCUCUCUCUCUGUCUCUGUCUCUCUCUCUCUCUCUGUCUCUCUGUCUCUCUCUCUCUCUCUCUCUGCUCUCUCGCUCUCUCGCUCUCUCGCUCUCUCGCUCUCUCGCUCUCUCGCUCUCUCUCUCUCUCUAGGCAUAUCUGCACCAGUAGUCUACUUUGUAGACUACACCUCCCACUGCAUAUUCCUUGAAGACAUCGUUGGCUCCAUCACAGUGCGAGACCACAUUGCCUCCACCCAGAAAAGCCCAGAGGAACGCCUGGACCAGCUCGCAAAGAAGAUGGGUCAGAUUCUGGCCAAAAUGCAUGAUGAGGACGUUGUCCAUGGAGACUUGACCACGUCCAACAUGCUGUUGAAGGCGGGCGCUGAGAGUGGAGAGAUGGAGCUGGUCCUCAUUGACUUUGGCCUGAGCUACAUAUCGUCGCUGCCCGAGGACAAGGGAGUGGACAUGUACGUGCUGGAGAAAGCUUUCCUCAGCACCCACCCCAACACUGAGGCUCUGUUCGAGAAGCUGCUGAAGGCCUAUGCAGCCUCGUCCAAGAAGUCCCAUGCUGUCAUCAAAAAGCUUGACGAAGUUCGGUUGAGAGGGAGAAAGAGGUCGAUGGUUGGUUGAGAGGGAGAAAGAGGUCGAUGGUUGGUUGAGAGGGAGAAAGAGGUCGAUGGUUGGUUGAGAGGGAGAAAGAGGUCGAUGGUUGGUUGAGAGGGAGAAAGAGGUCGAUGGUCGGUUAAAGGUAACCUACGAGAUCAUUUGUGCAAAUGCAUUUACAAGGACAUGCCCUGCUUGGCACUGAUUUGUUAAAAGUUCUAUUUGAUAUUUGUAUGGAAGCAUAUCGGUAUAGAGACUGUCAGUGCCACAAUGUUACGUUACUACAAAUAGUUAUUUUGAAAUAAAAUACUGUUCGCUUUAUUGGUUUUGUGUUUGUUUGUGUUUUUUCUUUCACUGUUUAUUUCAGUGUGUUGAGAAUGUAGAAUGCGGUUCCUCAAUCAGCCCCACACGGUGUCAGGCAAUGAUUUUCAGUUCUAUUUCUAUUGGACCUUUCUGACGCACACAACCACAAUAUUCACUGUUAAGUAACCAAGUCCAUAUUUGGUAACUUAUGAGCUUUCCUGUGACUCAAUUGGAGCAUGGGAACGCACAUGACUGAGAUCCGUGUCGAAGUUUACUUUCAGAAUUGCUCUCCAGUCCCAAUGCACCUGCCACAGUAAAAAAUCCAAGGUGACUACCAAUGAAUAGCAGCUGGGAUAUUAAACAUGUCAUUACGAUUAUGCUCAUUAUUUUGCAUUGUAAAGGUAAGACGAAAAACUGUCCAGUGUUUUGAUUGUCUUUGUAGUGUAACUACAGGUUUCUUAGGAGUAGUGGGACAAAGGUCAAAGUCAGUCCUAGAAGCGAACAACAGUAUUUGCCUUGGCUACAAAACAAGUUAUUCUCAAUUUUUUCACAUGUAAUCCCGAUGCAUUACUACAUUUAUGGGAAGAUAUCCUACAGUAGCUCUUUAUGCUAUGCAUGUUUUUUAUGUAACAGCAGAGAAUAGUUGUCCGUUUUGAUAAUGGGGCAUCGUGGUUAGAGAGGCGGGCUGUUAACCGGAGGAUUGCCAGGUCGAACCCUUGAGCUGCCUGUGGGGAAAUAUGCAAGGAGUGAUCUGGCAGCCGUAGGAUUGCCAGCUUUAAUAUCCCUGUAUACUACCUACCGCCCUUGAGCAAGGCACUUUACCCCUAAGUGCUCCCAGGGGUGCUGCUUCCAGUGUGUUAGGUUGGGUACCGUGACAGCAAAAAAGAAAUAUCUGUGCAAAUUGACCAAUAAAGUAUUGUAUCCUAUGUAUUGAUUGUGAAUCAGGGUGAUAUCAUUAAAUACAUGCAAGCUACAUGCUGCAGUCAUGUGCAAUAUUAAAAUACAGCAGCAAGGCACUCAACCCCAAACUCUCAUGACUGAGAUAAAAAGAUAUCACCUAAACUGGUUUGUGUUUUGGACUUUUUAGGUGCAAAUGCCGAGUCUACAAAGAAGAUCGCCAUUUUAGCUGGCACGGACGUUACCUUAAACUGCUUUUUCAACAAUCCUGAACAUGUACCGCUGAAGAAAAUCACGGUUGAGUGGGGGAUCAUGGUGGAUAAAGAGACCAUAAAGCACCUAGUAUAUACGUUCCAGAACGAGAGCGGCAAGGUGCAUCGUGAAGGGUCCCAAGUCGACCAAACAGGGUUGCUUCAGGGCAAUGCCUCCCUUCAUUUGUUCAACGUGACUGUGGCUGAUGAGGGACUCUACCGCUGCAGAGUGAUCAUCACUCCCAACAUAUACAAAGUCUCCUCUCAGCUGGAAGUAUCAGGUGCUGUCUGAUAUGCUAUAUGUGCCCCUUCUUUUGUACGUUUUAUCACCAGAACAUUUUAGCCCAGCGGGAAAUGAAGCCAUGAUAUGCAGUGGAGGCUGUUGAAAAGAGGACGGCUCAUAGUAAUGACUGGAAUGGAGUGUGUUUGAUACUGUUCCAGUCAUUACAAUGAGCCGGUCCUCCAAUUUUAAAGUGACACCAUCCUCCACUGAUACUACGAUAGUAUUGAUAUUGCUGUGAAAGUUUAGAAAAGGCCUCCAGUAGUAUCCUAAUGGGUGUAUCUUAUUGUUUAAAUAAUGACAUGGCUUUACCUUACACCCACUCAGGCUUAGUUCACAACUUCACACACAGGCUUUGUUCACAACUUCACACACAGGCUUAGUUCACAACUUCACACUCAGGCUUAGUUCACAACAAGCCUGAGUUCACAACUUCACACUCCGGCUUAGUUCACAACUUGACACUCAGGCUGUGUGUACAAUGUAUUUGAUUGUGUGUGAACUAGGAUACAGUGAGGGAAAUGAAUUCACUCUCUUUCCUCCAUCUUUUCCCUACAGCCAGACCCUCAGUGUCCCUCCCAGAGACAGCCACGGUGAUGGAGGGGGAGGAAAGGACAUUGAUGUGUGACAUCAUGGGAUUCUACCCAGAGAAUCUGGCCGUGACCUGGCUGAUCCAAAAUGGCUCCCGGGUGGCCCGUGGGAGCAUGGCUCGCGGGACCGUCUCGCGUGACGUGUGCACCGGAAUGGCUGUGCCCAAUCCAGACGGCACCUACAGUGUCAGCAGUCGCAUCACUGUCCAGGCUACAACCGUAGGGAGCGGAGGAGCCAUGUACAUCUGUCACAUCGAACAUAGGUCCUACCCUGAUGGGAAAUACAGCAAAAGCAUUUUGUUGACCGUGCAAGGUGGGAAGCCAAUACACCGCUCUCCUAUUCACUUCAUAUUGGGAUUCAUAACAAAUUAUACUGUAUUGUCCCCAUGGGAAAAUGUUGCUUGCAGCUCUGUGCAGAAAUUAAAAGAUGUCAUUAAGCAUACAGACAAAUACAGAUAAUAAAUACAAUGAGAAUAGAACAAAUGCAAUUGGGUGAUUUUAAAAAUGAUUCAACUGAACACUACUAUACACAGUGUAUUUCAAUGGACUGAAAGUCAAUUUCAGUGUAUUUAUAGUGUAUUUCAUCAGCUAAUCAACAUGUACUUAUAACUCCUCUCUCAUCAGAUCCAGGGUUUAAUGCUGUAACACUGAUGGUAGUUACUAGUCUUGUUAGUGUUCUUCUGGUCUUCUCCGUCAUCGGUGGUGCAAUGGUCUUCUACAGGUAUUUUUUCACAGGUACGUUGACAUCCAAGAAGUGAUUAGUACAGUGAGGGAAUUAAGAAUUUGAUCCCCUGCUGAUUUUGUACGUUUGCCCACUGACAAAGAAAUGAUCAGUCUAUAAUUUUAAUGGUAGGUUUAUUUGAACAGUGAGAGACAGAAUAACAACAAAAAAAUCCAGAAAAACGCAUGUCAAAAAUGUUAUAAAUUGAUUUGCAUUUUAAUGAGGGAAAUAAGUAUUUGACCCCCUCUCAAUCAGAAAGAUUUCUGGCUCCCAGGUAUCUUUUAUACAUGUAACGAGCUGAGAUUAGGAGCACACUCUUAAAGGGAGUGCUCCUAAUCUCAGUUUGUUACCUGUAUAAAAGACACCUGUCCACAGAAGCAAUCAAUCAAUCAGAUUCCAAACUCUCCAUGGCCAAGACCAAAGAGCUCUCCAAGGAUGUCAGGGACAAGAUUGUAGACCUACACAAGGCUGGAAUGGGCUUUAAGACCAUCACCAAGCAGCUUGGUGAGAAGGUGACAACAGUUGGUGCGAUUAUUCGCAAAUGGAAGAAACACAAAAUAACUGUCAAUCUCCCUCACCUUGUGGAGUUGCAAUGAUCAUGAGAACGGUGAGGAAUCAGCCCAGAACUACACGGGAGGAUCUUGUCAAUGAUCUCAAGGCAGCUGGGACCAUAGUCACCAAGAAAACAAUUGGUAACACACUACGCCGUGAAGUACUGAAAUCCUGCAGCGCCCGCAAGGUCCCCCUGCUCAAGAAAGCACAUAUACAGGGCCGUCUGAAGUUUGCCAAUGAACAUCUGAAUGAUUCAGAGGAGAACUGUGUGAAAGUGUUGUGGUCAGAUGAGACCAAAAUCGAGCUCUUUGGCAUCAACUCAACUCGCCGUGUUUGGAGGAGGAGGAAUGCUGCCUAUGACCCCAAGAACACUAUCCCCACCGUCAAACAUGGAGGUGGAAACAUUAUGCUUUGGGGGUGUUUUUCUGCUAAGGGGACAGGACAACUUCACCGCAUCAAAGGGACGAUGGACGGGGCCAUGUACCGUCAAAUCUUGGGUGAGAACCUCCUUCCCUCAGCCAGGGCAUUGAAAAUGGGUCGUGGAUGGGUAUUCCAGCAUGACAAUGACCCAAAACACACGGCCAAGGCAACAAAGGAGUGGCUCAAGAAGAAGCACAUUAAGGUCCUGGAGUGGCCUAGCCAGUCUCCAGACCUUAAUCCCAUAGAAAAUCUGUGGAGGGAGCUGAAGGUUCGAGUUGCCAAACAUCAGCCUCAAAACCUUAAUGACUUGGAGAAGAUCUGCAAAGAGGAGUGGGACAAAAUCCCUCCUGAGAUGUGUGCAAACCUGGUGGCCAACUACAAGAAACGUCUGACCUCUGUGAUUGCCAACAAGGGUUUUGCCACAAAGUACUAAGUCAUGUUUUGCAGAGGGGUCAAAAUCGUAUUUCCCUCAUGAAAAUGCAAAUCAAUUUAUAACAUUUUUGACAUGCGUUUUUCUGGAUUUUUUAGUUGUUAUUCUGUCUCUCACUGUUCAAAUAAACCUACCAUUAAAAGUAUAGACUGAUCAUGUCUUUGUCAGUGGGCAAAUGUACAAAAUCAGCAGGGGAUCAAAUACUUUUUUCCCUCACUGUAGAUUCAGGUGUGUUCUGUUGUGCUGGGGUAGAACCAAAGCCUGCACACCUUGUAGCAUGGUGACUACGACGUAGCAUGGUGACUACUGAUGUUGCAUGGUGAAAACUGAUGUAGCAUGGUGACUACUGAUGUAGCAUGGUGACUACUGAUGUAGCAUGGUGACUACUGACAGCAUGGUGACUACUGACAGCAUGGUGAAAACUGAAGUAGCAUGGUGACUACUGAUGUAGCAUGGUGACUACUGAUGUAGCAUGGUGACUACUGACAGCAUGGUGAAAACUGAAGUAGCAUGGUGACUACUGAUGUAGCAUGGUGACUACUGAUGUAGCAUGGUGACUACUGACAGCAUGGUGACUACUGACAGCAUGGUGAAAACUGAAGUAGCAUGGUGACUACUGAUGUAGCAUGGUGACUACUGACAGCAUGGUGACUACUGACAGCAUGGUGAAAACUGAUGUAGCAUGGUGACUACUGAUGUAGCAUGGUGACUACUGAUGUAGCAUGGUGAAAACUGAAGUAGCAUGGUGACUACUGAUGUAGCAUGGUGACUACUGACAGCAUGGUGACUACUGACAGCAUGGUGACUACUGACAGCAUGGUGAAAACUGAAGUAGCAUGGUGACUACUGAUGUAGCAUGGUGACUACUGACAGCAUGGUGACUACUGACAGCAUGGUGAAAACUGAUGUAGCAUGGUGACUACUGAUGUAGCAUGGUGACUACUGAUGUAGCAUGGUGAAAACUGAAGUAGCAUGGUGACUACUGAUGUAGCAUGGUGACUACUGAUGUAGCAUGGUGACUACUGACAGCAUGGUGACUACUGACAGCAUGGUGAAAACUGAAGUAGCAUGGUGACUACUGAUGUAGCAUGGUGACUACUGACAGCAUGGUGACUACUGACAGCAUGGUGAAAACUGAUGUAGCAUGGUGACUACUGAUGUAGCAUGGUGACUACUGAUGUAGCAUGGUGAAAACUGAAGUAGCAUGGUGACUACUGAUGUAGCAUGGUGACUACUGAUGUAGCAUGGUGACUACUGACAGCAUGGUGAAAACUGAAGUAGCAUGCUGACUACCGAUGUACAUGAUCAUUGUCAUAAUGUUUGUGUAUUUUUCCUCAGUUCCACCCAGCAUCUCUGACAUCAUCAAACCCACCAUAAUUUACGCCAUGAAGCCGACCAACUUAAAAUGCAUCAUUAAAAGAGUACGAGUGAGAGAGCUCAAAGUGAAAUGGUACAAGAUAACAGCCAAUACGGACUGUACCGCAGCAUCCAACAGUCAAUCAAUGGCGCUGUUGAGCCACAAGGACAUGAGUGACCAGGCUAACAUCCACUCUGAGGGCGUGGAUCACGUGUCCACCCUGUCCAUCUGUCUGUCAGUCAGUGAGGACCAGGCUAAGUACCUGUGUGUUGUGCUCUACAGAGGCAGGAAGAUCACCAGAGAGACCACUGUGAGUGUAAAAGGUAAUGUAAUAAUGUCAUGGAAUAACUAUAAUAAUGUAAUAAGGUAAUGUAACCAGUACAGUCAUGCGGAACUAUUCUGUGUUCAAAGUCAGGUAGUAGUCCGAGCUUGAAGUGGGUCUUGAGAGCAAUAUAAAUGAGUGGACGUAUUAAUAUUUUUCCUCAUCAAUCGAGUAGAAUUGAAUACACUGUCAGUCAUAAAACACAACCAAAAAUGACAGCAAAGUCCAUCCAACUGAAUCUGUACCAAUAUCUAGAAAUGUGCCACUUUUGACUUAACACGCUGUUCUCUUUACAUUUUCCCCAGUGACUCCAUCAUUCUUUCACAUCUCCAGCAUGCCUCAGAUCCCAGAGGUGGAGAGGUUGCUGGUGCUAUGCUGUCGGGUCGAGAAGUUCUACCCAGACGACCUCCAUCUCGAGUGGUUGAGAAACGACGGGGAGCAGGUGAGGACAGCCACUAACUAUGGACCGUUCUCUGACCACGAGCGCAUGUACAGCAUGUGGAGUAAGAUUGAACUGACCGUGGCUCAGGAAGACGAGAGGGCGGUCUACACAUGCCGCUUGUAUCACUCCAGUUUCCCCGGGCCGGGAUACAAAGACGUUCUCUAUCAUAUCAACACACAAGGUAACUAAUCAAAGACGUGUUCAUUUUAGCACAGGGGUCACAAACUCGUUUUGUCUUGGGGCCACCAGUUUGAGACCUCUGUUUUAUUUACGUGUUUACACAAAUGUAUUCUGUCAAUCAAAGCUAGGCUAUAUGGUGGUAAUUGUCAUAAUGUGUAGAUUAAAUGCAAAUUUACAUCCUGGAAAUUGAAUUAUAUUUGUUGGUUUUCAUAAUUUUGCUCAAAAUGCAUCGACAAAAUAUAACUGAUGGAGCUGAUAUUCAAGAUAGUCUUCCCCUGAUAAGUUGAUAGUGUCUUCUGAUAACUUUUUUGCACAAACGUAAUGUGCGUGCGUCAUCAUUUUAUAUUCAUUAGGGCUUGUCAUAGCAAAACGUUUUUGCAACUGAAAAUUUAAAUGAUUAUUUCUUAUUGGGCAAGUCCAGGUACUCCCUCCCUGUUUCAGGCAAUGUUCUUCAAUUUGAUGCCCAAUGAAUAGGACCCAUGUGUCUUCUUCACUAGGUACUCCUCCAAGCGUGAUGUUCAUCAAGUGUGAGCCACUACUCCCUCUCCCAGAUGAGGAGUGCACGCUCAACCUCUGCAUCAAAGACUUCUGUCCCGAACAAGUGUCUGUCACGUGGUUUAAGGAUGGACAGGGGGUCCCCACCCGCCAGGUCUUCAACUCCCCACCCAGCCUCAACAUCAACGGCCUCUACUCUAUGUGGAGCUUCCUCAAACUGAGCCCCACCACAGAGGACUACGGCUCAGAGUUCAGGUGCCGGGUGGUCCACAUUGCACAGAAGGAACUGGAGGAGAGGGUGUUCACACUGUCAGAUCUCAUAGUCACCUAG
Coregonus sp. 'balchen' is the source of this 16602-nucleotide messenger RNA. NCBI's taxonomy places the organism in Eukaryota, Metazoa, Chordata, Actinopteri, Salmoniformes, Salmonidae. The record is from the annotation of a GenBank genome assembly.